Chelmon rostratus (copperband butterflyfish) is the source of this 2256-nucleotide messenger RNA. RefSeq names its product coiled-coil domain containing 28A (gene ccdc28a). The transcript is spliced from 5 exons. Lineage: Eukaryota; Metazoa; Chordata; Actinopteri; Chaetodontiformes; Chaetodontidae. The record is from RefSeq and is a predicted model, not a curated record. The coding region runs from base 398 to 976 and encodes 192 amino acids.
CUUUCAGAGUUUACAUACAAGCUAGCGAACUAGCCUACGGGUUGCAUACGCAUUUUUUUUUAUGUUUCCACAAAUGUUUGAGUCGUUUGGAUUAUCUGUCAGUGCCACAAAGCACAAACGAUUAGCUUAGCCGCGGCUGUGAGUGAAUGAGUUCAUCGGUUUCUGUUUGCGGCAUUUAACUUAAACUGGCACUCUGUCCCUUCGAGUCUGAAGAUUAGCAGAUUAGCUAGCUGGCUAACGCUAGCUUGGUCACGAAACAGUAUCUGGAAGGGUGACUCUUCUGCACGGUUAGCUGCACGGUUUGGCAUUCAAGUACAGCGCUGUUGGAGUGGUGGGUGUCAAAUUUCCGUGUUUUACCGUCUGUCUAGCCAACCAGACAGCACCGUAACAUGAAGUUAUGGAGGAGCGAAAGCUAAAGAGAAAGAGUCCCAGGAACUCCACCAACACAGCGGCUCCGACUGGUGGGUCUGGCCGGAAAACCAGCGCUUCCUCCGUGGGACGACAUGUCGGCUACAGCCAUAACACGGGAACGCACUCCAGCCAAAAGAGCAAGAGCAGGAGGGCAAUUAGAGACAAACCCAGGCAUCAUCUGGGUUUGGGUGCAAAAGCUAAUCAGAACCAGGGCCAGGCAGCACCUAUCAUCCAGCACUCCUUCCUGACUGAUGUUUCAGAUGUACAGGAGAUGGAGAACGGCCUGCUCAGUCUCCUCAAUGACUUCCACUCAGGGAAACUGCAAGCAUUUGGCAACGAAUGCUCCAUUGACCAGAUGGAGCAUGUGAGAGAGAUGCAGGAGAAGCUGGCCCGUUUGCACUUUGACCUCUAUGGUGAGGUAGACGAAAUGCCGGAGGACCAGAGGAAAAUGGCCUGUGACACCAACAUGGACAAAUUACUUCUCAAUCUUGAGGAGCUGAGUUCUUCUAUUCAGAAACUGAAUCUAGCCGACUCCCAAGAGAUCCCAAGGACUGCCAGCAUGUGAUUUUCUCUCCCCCUCUCAUCCCCAUCUGACCCAGCUGUUUGUUUCAUGCCGUCGAGAGGGACUGCAACAGAUGAGGUGGAGUUGAAGCACGCUUGAGGCACUUUCUCUUAAGUAAUACGGCAACAAAGCUGUUCACCAGCGUUCCCUGUGUGUACAGGGGAAUGGAUGUAAUGUAACAUGUCCCAACAGGGAUGCACGGACAGCCUUAUUAAUCACUCAGAUCGAUUAAAAAUACACUUAUAAUCUUAUCGCACUGAACAGCAAGAGUACAAUAAUGAACUUGGUGAGAUAAAAUUGACUUUCACCAUCAGAUCCAGUAUAUUCCCUUUUCUCUUAGAACCAAAGUUAUAUAAAGGAUGGUUUAAGAUCUAUUAUCUGACCUUCAGUGUUAUACUUAAUAUAGUGGCAUUGGUGCAUCCCUGUCAUGGCCUGUUUAAAGUCAAGCAGUCGUCAGUCCACUAGUUUCCAAACAGUCUAGAUUUGCAAUACAUUGCUAACCAAAGUGAUAUUGAUAUGAAGCUCUCACAUUCGUUGUUGAAAUCUUCAGUGUUUGUUUAUGGGCUUUGUUAAAAGUGAACUGUUGCAAUUUUCAGAUAUAAAUGAAUCUACUCUGUUGCACUUUGUCUUUUCUAUUGUCACAGGUCAGUCAGUGUCGUCACAAACUAAACACCCAGAGCCAGACUUGUCAAAGUACAGAUGCAGAAAUUCUGACUGGUUAAUAGAACUUUAAACACAAGCUUAGACCUGAUCUGUGAGACGAUAACAACCUAAAAACCUCUCCUAAUCAGGUUAAAAUUGUACUUAAAUUCACUAAAUCGUCCGAAAAAAACACAUUUGAACGCACAGAUGUACACAUGUGUAAAAAAAAGUUUGUGCUUUUUGCGUAGAAUUUCCUGCUUCAUGUGAGUGGCCUGGUAUCACCUGCAACACCUUGCUCAGUGUUGAACAUAUUUGCACAUAUCCAUGCAACAUGCGGAACACGCUGCACAUUAUCACCGGUGUGUUGGUUUGACGCUGGAAAGAAUAAUCCAAAUGUUGAUGUCACAGCCAUGCCUUAAUUUUUUAUUUAAUCAUUUUGCCUUAUUGGUGAUAACCUUUUAAUUGACUUACAUAGAACAUGUUGAUUUUAGGUUUGGAUCCUGUGUUUUAAGAUAAUCAUUUGAUGCUGCUUAUUUUUGCUUAUUUUUACCAGUGUUGUUGGGGGGAGGUGGGACUGUUUUGAAGAGUUUUCACUGUUUUGUGAUUUUCCUUUUAUUGUCUUAAUAAAUGUGUUGUCUGAA